Insectozyma verbasci is the source of this 510-nucleotide messenger RNA. The record is from the annotation of a GenBank genome assembly. Lineage: Eukaryota; Fungi; Ascomycota; Pichiomycetes; Serinales; Debaryomycetaceae.
AUGUUAUUUCCAGUUAUCACGUUAUUAUUCAUUUUCAUUUCAAUCUCAACUUGUUCUUAUCCAAUUAGAAAGAAAACAUGCAAUUGUAGAGAAGAAAUUCCUUCAAUGUAUGAAUUUUCCAAUUUUUUGGGUGUAAAUUAUAAAAUUGAAGGAUUUGGAUAUAGUUAUCCCAAACAAGAUCAAAUUGAUGCUAUACAAGAUUUGAUUGUUGAUUCAGUUAGUGUUUCAAGUACAAGUAACCGAUUUUAUUUAUGUUCUGCAGAAUGUGUAUAUUAUAAGAUUAAUAAAACUUAUGAAAUUUAUGGUGCUAUUGGUUUAGACAAGACUGAAGUUUUAAAUUUGAAUUGUAAUAGUACUUCUAAUUUUGGUGAUUGUUUAAUUGAUACAUAUGAUGAUAGGAAUGCUAAAGUUAUUGAUAAUCCAACUACAACUUUGAGAUCAAAAGUAAAAUUGAAUAGAAAAACAACAUUGAAAAAAGACGAUUUAUCAAAUAAGUUGCAAUAUGAUUAG